AUGUCGAGUGAAGGCGUCCAAUUGCCCAUCAUUGACUUCACCGGGUAUCUCGCGCCCAAGUCGCCAGACGAUCAGCAGAAAGUCAUUGCACAGGUGCGGGAUGCGUGUCGCGAAUAUGGCUUCUUCCAGGUCAAAGGCCACGGCAUCCCCCUGGCCCUGCAACAAGAGCUGCUGAAGAGUCUGGAUAGGCUUUUCGGCAUGCCCAAGGAGGAGAAGAUGAAGCUGUCCUAUCUGGAGAAUCCUUGCCGCCGAGGAUACGAAGCGUCCGGCAUGUCGCUGCGGGAGGGAGAUGCCAUGCCGGAUUCCAAAGAGGCCUACUAUAUCGGUCGAGAAGAUCCUGUCGUGGAGCUCUCGGGCUUUUACGGCCCCAAUGUCUGGCCCAAUCUCCCCGAGGAGCAGUUCCGCGCUCCGGUCUGGGAAUACUAUCAGAAGACGGGCCAGCUGGGCAAGACGAUAUGGGAAAUCCUGCUGCAGGGGCUUGGACACUCGACGGACGUGAUGGACGCCUUCGCCAAGAGACCUCUCGUGCAGAUGAAGUUGAUCCGGUACCCUCCGACGAGCGCGACGCUCCCCGGCCAGUUCGGCGUGGGAGCACACAACGACUUUGGCGGAGUCACCGUGCUGCUGCAGCAGCCCGGGAAGGAUGGUCUCGAGGUGUGGCUCGAGAAGCAGCAGGCAUGGCUGGCGGUUCCGGCUCUGGAAGACGUGUAUGUCAUCAACUGCGGCGAUAUGAUCAUGAACUGGACGGGAGGUCAGUACAAGAGCGUCCGGCACCGGGUCAUCAACAAGGCAGACUCCGAGAGACUGUCCUGCGCGACCUUCUGGCAUGGGGACGUGUUUGCGACAAAUCCCCUGAACCCGGAGGAUCCCAACAAGGAGAGUGUCGGGCAGUUGCUCGUGAAGCGGUUCCGCCACCAAAUGUCCAUCCACAAGGAGGGUCUCGCCCAGGUCGGGGAAGCCUAG
Messenger RNA from Aspergillus ochraceoroseus IBT 24754, 963 nucleotides. RefSeq names its product isopenicillin N synthase family dioxygenase. Gene Ontology annotation, molecular function: dioxygenase activity. The transcript is spliced from 2 exons. The record is from RefSeq and is a predicted model, not a curated record. Bases 1 to 963 code for a protein of 320 amino acids. NCBI's taxonomy places the organism in Eukaryota, Fungi, Ascomycota, Eurotiomycetes, Eurotiales, Aspergillaceae.